AUGGACUCCAUGUUCGAGGACGACAUCAGCAUCCUGACGCAGGACGCGCUGGGGCAGGACGAGGACUGGCUCGACAGCCCCAACACUGACCUCUCGGGUGAGAUGUGCUCGGCCUCCCACUUCGCCCUCAUCACUGCCUAUGAUGACAUCAAGAACCGGCUGACGGGGCUGGAGAGGGAGAACUCCACGCUCAAGCGCCGGCUCAAGAUGUACGAGGUCAAGUACCCGCUGAUCGGGGAGUUCGGGGAGGAACACAUCUUCUCCCUCUACGAGGCCAAGGAGACGUCGCUGCUCAAGAGCGAGAAGGCAUCGCUGCAGCAGCAGCUCAACCAGUUCCAGCACGAGCUGCAGAAGAGCAAAGAGCGUGAGGAGCAGCUGGAGGAGAUGAUCCAGGCCUAUGAGAAGCUGUGUGUGGAGAAGGCUGACCUGGAGACGGAGCUGGGAGAGAUGCGGGCGCUGGUGGACACUCACCUGAGCCGCAUCCGGAGCCUGGAGCAGCAGCUCCGGCAGCGCGACAGCAGCUUCCCGGCGCUGGGCACCCCGAUCCCGGCACAGGAGGUGCCUUUCAUCACCCUGCACCCCAACCCCAGCCUGACCCACGUGCUGGAGCGUGCCGGGGGCUGGCAGAGCCGGGGCCUGGAGGCUGAGCUGGAAGCAGCGCGCCAGGAGACCCAACGGGCCCAGCACCGUGAGGAGCAUCUCAAGGCCGAGUGCGAGCGGCUGCAGGCGGAGCUGAAGCACCUGCAGGACACACGGGAGCAGGAGCAGUCAGAGCGGGACAUGGCCUGGGUGAAGAAGGUGGGCGACGACCAGGUGAACCUGGCGCUGGCCUACACGGAGCUGACGGAGGAGCUGUGCCGCCUGCGGAACCUCAGCUCCCUGCAGAGCCAGAUCCUCCGCUCCCUGCUGCAGGAGAAGAGCCUCAAUGGUGGCCAGCGCCACUCCCCGCUCUCCCAGUGCCAUUCCCCAGCCUCGCAGCGCCGCUCGCCGGCCCCGCAGUGUCCCUCGCCCGUCCCCCCGGGCCGCCCUCCCGCACCCCAGUGCCAGUCGCCAGCGCGGCAGCGGCGCUCGCCAGGCCCCCCCACUCAGUCCCCGGCCCAGCAGCGCCGCUCGCCAGCCCCCGGCCCCUGCCAGUCCCCGGCCCAGCAGCGCCGGUCCCCGGUGCCCCCGUCCAGCCAGUCCCCAGCCCAGCAGCGCCGGUCCCCGGUGCCCCCACCGUGCCCAUCACCGGCUUCAGCAUCACCGCACCGCCUGCCCGGAGAGAGGAUGGAGCUGGGCUAUGCCAAACCCUCCAGCCGGCACAUCAAGGCCGGCUUCCAGGGCCGCCGGAGCUACUCGGAGGUGAGCAAUGUGGCUCUGUACCAGCAGAGCCGCUCGCUCUGGCUCCAGCCCGAAGCCUCGACGCUCCCCAAGCACCGACCCUAUGGCGAGGUGUACUUGGCGGGUGCCGGGGCCCCCCUGAGCGCCCAUGAGCCCUUCGAGGAGCACGUCCGCUUUGAGAAGCAGUCGUCGGAUGAGGAGGAUUGGGCACUGCCCAGCCCGCCCAGCCCCGAGGCCGGAGCCAUUCGCUGCGCAUCCUUCUGUGCCGGCUUCCCCAGCCCCGACGCCGACGCCGCACACCGGACGGCUGCUGCCUAUGCCCGGGCAGAGCAUGCUCAGUCCUGGCCCUCCAUUAACCUGCUGCUGGAGACGGUGGACUCGGAGGUGCGGAGCUGCCCGCUGUGCCAGCUCGCCUUCCCCAUCGGCUACCCGGACGAUGCCCUGGUGAAGCACAUCGACUCGCACCUCGAGAACAGCAAGAUCUGA
This is a messenger RNA of Melopsittacus undulatus (budgerigar), 1806 nucleotides long. RefSeq names its product TBK1 binding protein 1 (gene TBKBP1). Lineage: Eukaryota; Metazoa; Chordata; Aves; Psittaciformes; Psittaculidae. Bases 1 to 1806 code for a protein of 601 amino acids. The transcript has 9 exons. Gene Ontology annotation, cellular component: cytoplasm. The record is from RefSeq and is a predicted model, not a curated record. Gene Ontology annotation, biological process: canonical NF-kappaB signal transduction.